ACUGUUUGGAGGGCACAUCAUGCAUUGCUGUGACGUUGCUGUAGCACACUGAAUGGAUUUCUGUACACUCCGGGUGCAUGAAACAGGCAGGUGCGGAACUGGCUAACUGCUUUCCCACAGAAUGGAUGACUUUGACUACAGCGUUCACAUAUCUGACAAAGACUGGGACGCCUUUCUAACAGAAUCUGAGGAAUGCAGUUUAUCACAGCCUUCCCUGGCCGGGUUAGAAGAGUCGUGUUUGAGUGAUGCUGAUGAUUCUGAGCUGGCCACGCCCCCCAGCAGAACAAGGCCAGUCAGGCUUCACACCUGCUCAGUGGAAACCACACUGCCUGACUUCUCCAUAAUCGACCCUCCAGACUUCUCAGGCUCUCCCAGUCAGCAAGACCAGCCCUUCUACACCUCCCAAUAUGGCAGCUACACAGGGGAAGAUGUCCUGUCGGGCAGCGACGAGGAAAUGGACCUGGAGACUGUCAACAGGUUCCUGGAAAAGUUUAAGGAAUUUACAGGUCAAGAGAAGUCUGCAAUGCAGGACCAAUCUUUUCUGGUACAUGGUUAUAGGAACCAGCCAAGCUCACCCCAGACUAGUAAUUACGAUGAUAAACCAUGUCACACAGCCUGUGAGGAGGAAUAUACUAAGCAAGGUGAUGAUUCCCAUAGAGAACGUGUAGAGACAUCACAAUUAGGGCAGUCGGGAUCAACAGGGACAUCUAACAGAGAGGAAUGUUGGCCAAUGAGUUUGAAGCUAACUUAUGAAGACUCAACUGAGAACUUUGAGUGUUUGGCCAAUGCACAAGAAGACCUCACUCAAGAGAAUGCUUCAGCAGGAGAUGAGGCUGGUUUGCAGAACUGGACAGAGCUGGCAUCCGGAUCCACAAGGACAGCUAGUAAAGACCAGAGUGGAAACAGUAAUGAAUUUCUACAGGAAGAAAACUGUUGGUCUGUAGAAGUACAACCAACCCAUAACCCCUCCAUUCAGAUAUCAGAGAAUACAGAAGAAGACUGCACUAUACAUCAGCUAAAAGAUCAUGUAUGUGGGGAUGUUUCAACAGGAGAAGCCAUUCAAAACUUACAGAACUGGACAGAUCUGUCUGGAUCAGCAGUGCCAGCCAGCAAUGAACAAGGUGCAAACAGUACUUAUUCUGAAGUGCUCAAACAAGAAGAAGCAUGCUGGCCUAUAGGAAUGGAACUAAUUCACAGUGACUCCACUGAGAAUGUUAAAACUUCUUCAAAUGCGCAAACAAACCCUCCAGUAGAAGAAUCGAUAGGCAAUGCAUUAAAGGGUGCAGCUGAAAUAGAACUUUCUGUGUCAAAGGGACCUGAUAGAAGCACCCUGUGUGAGAACUCUAAUGAAACUCCGGAACCAAAAGAAGAAUGUUGGCAUGUCGGGAUGGAACUAGCCCGUAAUGACAUCACAGAGAACAUGGAUACACAAGGAGCCCCGACAAAUCAUCAGCUGAUAGCCAAGGCUUCUGGGGACGUUACAGGUGAAAACCGUCAAGAUUUACAGAGCUGGACAGAGCAGUCUGGAUCAAAAGGGGUCACUAAUGGUGACCAGUGUGGAAACAGAAAUGAAAUGCAAGAAGAAAAAGAAGAAUGUUGGCAUGCAGGAAUGAAGUUAACCUGUAGUGACAAUAUGCCGCCUUCUGCAAAUCCACAAACAGACGUCCCAAAAGAUGAACCUACCGGCAUAGCAGCUGGAGCUGGAGAUGACACUGUUCAAGAGUCACAGACUUGGAUAGAAGUGUCUGGAUUAACCACACUUGUUAACAAUAACCCCCAGUGUGAAGACAGGAGUGAAGGGCUGCAGAGAGAAGGUUGCCCUACUGAAAUGGUUCCGACAGAGAGCAUUCAUUCUGCUUUAGACAAAAGCCAGACCAGAGAUGAAGACAGUGCACCCAGAAAGGUUUUGCCAGAUGUCACUGCAAAACAAAAUACCUUAGUAAACACUGCUUAUGUUACUGAUAUCAUACGUGAAGCAGUGUCCAGUAAUCCCACAGCUCUAGAUAAACAACCAGAAGAAAGCUCACACAGUUCUGAUCUGAAUGACAGCUUGUGUGUCACGUUUGGGGCUCCCAUUUCAAAUAGCUCUGCACAGUACAACACAUGUCAGCAAAAUUCAAUGGAUUGUGCAGUUACAGCCGGCGUGAAUAUAAGUGAUAUGACCCAUGAAGUUGCCUUUGAUGAACUCUCAGGCGAUAGCUCAUACAUUACAUUCAGGGCUUCAGUUACGAGUGACUUUGUGCCUGUGCAAGAAAGUAACAGGAAAGACCAUGUAAUCGAUGGAACAGUUUUUAAAGGUGAGCACCCCAUGCAGAUUAUAAAUCCAGAUAUUUCAAAAGCCCCAGCACCCAGUGAUCCAACGCACCCACAACCAGCUAAUGCAACCGGGUUCAGCAAGGCAGCAGAAGGGGCCUCUUUGCACCUGCAGGAAGUCCAGCAGAAUCACAUAUCUUUCAAAGAUACUUUACAUUCUGCGGAUUCCAGCGAUUCCUAUGUUCAGGAGCAUAAUGCUGGCAAGAGUGAAGUAGAUGAUACUGCCAGUAAUCCAGGUUCAAAGCCAUGUGCUGUCAUUCAAGACAGAGCAGUGCGCCGAAAUUCAGCUGAGCAUUCAAAUGUAGCGAAGCCACCCCAGGUUCAUGCAAUCUCACGGUUCUGGGACGUGAUGGAAAAGCUGACAAUAAAUGAUAUUUUAUAUAUCAAGGAGCUGAACAAUAGUAAGCAAGCAAGGGAGGUCCCUGUGCAUGAAAACACAAAGCCAGAAGUUUCAGACACAGCAGAUUGUGGGUAUUCCACACAUCUGGAAGACGACAGGCGUGAUACAUCUUAUGGGAAUGAUAUCUCAGUUACUUCAGAUUCAGAAGACUUUUUACCAAUGCAGGAAACUAAAGCAGAUCGCAUUCUAGACUUCAUGCAGUUUGUAGAACCGCAAGAUAUUCCCAUAACCUCCAGUUUCAGUGAGAAUGAUGAGGCUCAGCUGUGGAGGAGAGUAUCAGAAACCGGUUUGAAAGAGGCAGCACAGUUUGCAGGAGCUGGAAUCCCUGACCCGACUACAGCUCCUUCAGAAUCUGUGGAUGAAAAAUGUUUUGGUGGGAUUUGCAAAGAUAUAAGCGUGAAGUCAUUAAGAGCAUUAGAAAUCCAAGCAAGUAAACAAAAUGAACGCAAUGUCAACGAAUGUCUUCUCUUGCAGUCCUGCAAAGAUGAAGCUAAAAAUGCUUGUCUCUCUGCUGUGAAUCGUCCAAGCCUUGAAGACAGCAGUAACCCAAUUGUAGUUCCUCCACUUAUUUGUUCUGCCUCAGACUUACCUGACAAAGAGAGCUUUAAGAUUUCAAUACCCGAAAUCUUUGGGUAUCUUUUCGGCCGCAGUCGACAUGGAAAUGAUGCAUGCCCUGUUUCUAAUACAGAACACUCAACCAUGUCAGUUAAGGAUCAGGAGCUGUGCAAUCUCUCCGUACCUGAGAUGUAUGAUUACUUUUUCUCUGAGUUUGAGGCAGGAGGUGAGGUGCGGAGUGAGGGGAAUACACCUGCACCUAUUUUCCCACUCUCAAGGUCGUUCGACAAGGCUCUGACCGUCCCCGAGAUGUACGAUUACUUUUUCCCUGAAGAAGACGGAGAGGAUCUUCAUGAAGACGAAAGCGAGGAAGACUCUGGCCCUAUACAUGUAGUGACACGUGUUGACCAUAGUGAUCAUGAAGCCACUUUCGUGUCUGUCCCAGAGGCGUAUGAUUACUUCUUCAGUAACAAAGAAAGAGAGGGAGAUUUAUUUGGGAUGUUCACCACAUCGCUGCGGAGAAGACAUUUCACUACAGGGAUUAAAAAAGCCCUUGCAGGCAUCAUGUGCAUGGUGCAGAGGGACAAAACAGAGGAACAGCCCAAAAACAAGUUGCAUCCAUCCAGGGCUGGGAAGAAUGAAAACCAGGAUCUCUCUGCACUGCAAAUAAAAUUCCCUGAAUACGAGGUACUGAGAUAUAUUGAAGAACAAACAAGAAAGUCAGCUGAGGCUAGAGUGGCAGCAGCAGUACCAAGAAAAGGAAAUGUCCUUAUGACUCUUGAUCCGUCUGACAUGGGUUUAGUUUGCAUAGCCUUUGCAUCCUGGGUAAUUAAAUCUGCUAAUCCACAUUCUCCAGACUUGUGGAAAACUGCUUUGCUGGCAAAUGUUAGUGUGAUCUCUGCAAUUCAAUACCUCAGAAGAUAUGGGAAGGAUGAAAACCCAAAGUAUUUGUAACUGUUAACCCCUCGUGUGACUGCUUGUUUUUUUUUUUAAUAACGAAGCAUGUUAAGUUUAUAUUCAUGUUAUUAGGUGUAUAGAGUUAAAAAAAAUAUAUGUAUAGCUAAAAUAUUUUUGUAAAAACAGAAAUUUGUAAUACAGGAUGUGUCCAAAUUCUUAAAUCAGCCAAAUGUAUAUUUUUGUAUGAAGUUAUGAUUAUAUUAGGAAAAUAAGAACAUUGUUCAGAAAGGUUUGAUGACGGUAUUUGUGUGAUGCAAUAUGUACGUAUUUAUUGAAAUAAUGGUGCUCGGAGAUGGGUUUAAGUCUGCAUUGUUUAGAGUAUUCUAUUUUAAAUCCUUAAUUAACAGAAUAAUGUGUUUAUAACUGAAGGGAUUAGAAAUAUUGAUAUUAAAUUCAAUAACGUUUCGACUAGAAGCCUUUUUUGUCAUUGAAUUUCAGUUUGGUCUAGUAUUUCUACAUUCCGCACUACACAUAGGAUUGUCUGAAUAGUUCUGAAUGCUAUAACUAAAGAGAAAAACAUAACGGGAAUUGAAAUAACCGAAAGGGAUUAACGUGGUCCAGCCAGGUCAGCAGAAGUUUGUUGAACUUUCAAUAAAAUACAAAUCGCAUUAUUAGAAAAACGUGGGGCUCUAUUAUGUAACUGGCUCACUAUGGGUUGCACCAGGUAGGUUAGCAGGAUUGAAGGAACAUCUGCAUGGGGUUGUUGGCAGGGAUUCCGUGGGUAUUUGAAAACGCGGUUAAGGAUGUAAGUAUUUUGGAGAAAACUAUGCAUUAUCUGUUAUAUUAUAUUAUAUAUAUAUAUAUAUAUAGAUAGAUAGAUAGAUAGAUAGAAGAUUUACACUGUCUUACAAUAUCCCCUAACUGUGAUUGUGUGUGCAUCAAGUUUUCUGAAUGUAAUGACUGACUGUGUUACAGGCUUCAGAACAUUUCGCUACCAGACAGUUUGACAGUUUGUCUUGUUUUUGCAUUGAACUAUUUCUGCAUCAUAGCUUGGUAUAUUUUGCACAUCCUCCACAUUGGGCUUCUUCACCCUGUAUUGCCUUUUGUGCACAGCUGUAUAGAUUUGCAUUUGUUUUCAUUGUGUACAUGAUUAAUGCUUUCAACCAGUCAUGUAACAGAGCAGAACCCAUUGUACAGGUCAAGUGCAAAUCCCUGGGCUCUCAAUAGAUGGCAGCAGAAGCCUCAUUACCCACUCUACAGGUAUUUGCUAGAAAGUGACUUAGUUUCUGGCCAUCACCGGCUGUCAAGAUAAAAGUUGUAAUUAUACAGGUUUCCCGUUUCUGAACACUAUAUACAAUAAUGAUCAGAGCCAUUUGGAAUCCCAAAGUUGUCCAAAUAUGAUAAUGUUGUCCAGACUGAGAAGAAACCUUGGGCGUUCGAAUGAUUAUAAACCCUCUGACAUUAUCCAGCGUAUACGCUUAUGUGCUGUUUUUCCUUUAUAAUAAUAAAGUGACACUGAAAACCA
Polyodon spathula (Mississippi paddlefish) is the source of this 5690-nucleotide messenger RNA. RefSeq lists its product as uncharacterized. The record is from RefSeq and is a predicted model, not a curated record. The coding region runs from base 122 to 4222 and encodes 1366 amino acids. Gene Ontology annotation, cellular component: nucleus; cytoplasm. Gene Ontology annotation, biological process: response to muscle activity; regulation of DNA-templated transcription. Lineage: Eukaryota; Metazoa; Chordata; Actinopteri; Acipenseriformes; Polyodontidae. The transcript has 4 exons.